ACCAUUAAAAAUCAAUCAAGUUGAAAAUGCACAUUAUCGUUGUUGGUGCUGGACUAGGAGGCUUGAGUGCUGCUAUAGCCAUUUUACAAGCUGGUCAUGAAGUUACAAUUUUAGAAGGUGCUCAUGAAAUCAAUGAAGUCGGUGCAGGGAUUCAAACAUUACCAAAUGCAACCAAAAUUUUAUUUGAUUUUGGAUUGAAAGAUCAACUUUUAAAGCGUGCUACAAGACCUCAAUUUGUAUACAUGAAUCGUUGGAAAGGUGAUAAUUUGACAAAGAUGGAUUUCCACAAACAAGGUGAAAGGUUUGGCUAUCCGUUCUUAGACUUUCAUAGAGCUGACUUACAAGCUGUUAUGUUGGAAAGAACUAAAGAAUUGGGUGCGGAAAUCGUUGUUGAUGCAAGAGUUGAACAACUCUCUUAUGAUUUGGUAAAGAAAACAGUCACUUGCACCACCAAGAAUGGUGACAAAUUCACUGCUGACUUGGUUGUUGGUGCAGAUGGUAUUAAUUCGAAACUUCGUGAAUUACUUGUUGGUCACUCUGAUCCUCCAUCUCCAACUGGUGAUUUGGCAUAUAGAUUAUUGAUUCCUACUGAAAAGAUGCUUGAUGAUCCUGAGCUUCGUGAAUUUGUGGAACGUCCUCAGGUUAACUACUGGAUUGGUCCCCAGGCGCAUUGUGUCAACUAUAUUUUGAAAAAUGGUAAACUUUUCAACUUUGUUUUGUUAUGUCCUGAUACAGUUCCUGAUAAUAUGACCAUUUGUUCUGGUCAAGUUGAUGAAAUGAAGGAGUUUUUCAAAGAUUGGGAUCCAAGGAUCACUAAAUUGAUCAACCUAGUCCCAACUGACACUGUUGAUAAGUGGAAACUUUGCUACAGACUAGGUAUUGAUAAUUGGUCACAUCCUUCAAAUAUGGUUACACUUUUAGGUGAUUCAGUUCAUGCUACCUUACCUUAUUUGGCUUCAGGUGCUGGUAUGGCGAUUGAAGAUGGUGCUGUCUUGGGUGAAUGUCUCUCAAGACUGUCUAGUAAAGAAGAAUUAUCAAAAGCUUUGGCUGUUUAUGAACUUUGCAGAAAGAAGAGAACAGAAAGAAUUGUUUCAAGGGGUAAUGAACAGCAGUAUUUGUACCACUUAGAUGAUGGUGUUGAGCAACAAGAAAGAGAUCGGAUUUUACAAUUAGAUAACCCGCCAACUGGUGAAGCAUUGGUUUGGAGAGAUGUUGAAAUGGCUCCUUGGUUGCUUGGAUAUAAAGUGAAGGAGGAUGUUGAUAAGUAUUGGUCUAAUUCGGAUGCUCCAGUUCAUGAGAUUGCUGCUCUAUGAGCUGUGACUUUGGAGCUUUGGAGCUCUAGUUAUUUUGCAGUAUCUAUAAUAUUAUUUGUGCCACUCUUUGAAUUUCCGUGCCGUAGUGUAACUACUACUCAAAUCGAUAAUGUUGAUCUCAUAUGUUGUUCUCGCUGGUGGGUGCAACCGUACUUCUGACUCUUAAAACUACAGUGAAGUGUUAUGUGGAUUUAGAUUGUCCCCUUUUAUUAAUUGAUAAGCUGCCAGUUUUCGCGGGUGAAUAAAUCAAAAAAAAGUGUGUGUGGAUUAAUUUUUGCGAACUGGACGUCUUCAACUCCAUUUAAGACAUGUUUCG
Molecule: messenger RNA, 1629 nt
Organism: Hansenula anomala
Lineage: Eukaryota; Fungi; Ascomycota; Saccharomycetes; Phaffomycetales; Wickerhamomycetaceae
Exons: 1
Biological process (GO): secondary metabolite biosynthetic process
Molecular function (GO): FAD binding; monooxygenase activity
Source: RefSeq, a predicted model, not a curated record